UUUAUGCUACUUUUAAUUUCAGGAAUUUUGUUGUUACAUUAGUUGCAGACAUAUUUCUUUUUCUCUUUUUUUUCCACUUAUUUGAGAAGGCAAUAAGGUUUUAAUUGUGUACCUGAUUGCAUAGUUUUGUGCCCUUAAGGAUUCACACACCCUUUUUUGCUUCUAUCUUGGUGUCAAAGUGUAUCUUUUUUUCUUAAACACAUCAUGCUUAGGCUCCUUUUUUUCCCUAUUUGUUUCCCUUGAUUUCAUGUUAAAAACAGUUGAUACAUCAUCACUAACAGUGCAUGAUAGCAACUUAUUCUAGAUUUUCUUUUACUAUAGUGCUUGUGUAUAUCUAUAACAGGUUUGUUUCAAUUUAUUCUUGAUGUCACGUUAAAACAGUUGAUACAUUAUCACUAACAGUGUAUGAUAGCAACUUAUUCUAGAUUUGCUUUUACUAUAGUGCUUGUGUAUAUCUAUAACAGGUUUGUUUCAAUUUAUUCUUGAUGUCAUGUUAAAAUAGUUGAUGCAUCACUACCUGUUACUGUUCUAGGCACAGGUUUGUUUCAACUUAUUCUUGCUCAAAUGUAAAUUCAGAACAUAGGUUGUCUUGGAUGCUGCAAAAAAACUCCAGUAAUUAUUUCAAUGGAUGAAGCAUCUAAAGGACUAAGAACUCAAGGUCAAACAGUGAGUAAAGUGGAUGGAUCAGAAGAUUUCUGGAGCAGCAGCACCUUUGAGUUAGACCAUAGUGCUGCUCAUUCACAGAGAAGCAUCUCGUCAAUCGGAAUGCCAAAUAAUCCUUCUGAUUCUCAGUGUAGUGGAGGCAGUCAAAGUGGUGCUCCUGAAUUUGUCAACCAUGGGCUUCUUCUUUGGAACCAGAUAAGGCAACAAUGGGUUGGAAACAAAAGGUCUGAGAGUAUCGCAGAAAUUCAAGAACCAAGAAUAAGGUCUUUGUCAACCUCUAAUUGUGAGCUUAUUUUCCACAGUUCCAAUGCCAACUACGACAACCUACUUGGGAACAACAAACCCUAUCCCCAACGCAUUCCUCUGAGAGAAAUGAUUGACUUUCUUGUUGAUAUUUGGGAGCAAGAGGGUCUGUAUGACUGAUCAAGCAAAAUAGUCAAUUUAUUUUUCCAAAGAUUUUGGAGGAGAGGUGAUGUCGAAUUUGUUUGUUGUCCUACUGGAUAGCUGUGAAUGGAGUAACUUACAAAUCUUCUCUUUCAGUGGUUUCUUUCCUAUUUUUAAAUACGUUAGAUUAAAUUGUAUAAUUCUUCCUGGGUUUUUGGCUGAAGUGAUUUACAGACAAAUUAUCUGAGGCAAAAGGGAAAAUUUCAAGCUUAAGCUAGCUUCUAAUAGUCUAAAUGCUAGUAUUUAAGAGCUAAUGUUUCUUGUUCUUGUUGAGAAAA
Glycine soja is the source of this 1385-nucleotide messenger RNA. RefSeq lists its product as uncharacterized. Lineage: Eukaryota; Viridiplantae; Streptophyta; Magnoliopsida; Fabales; Fabaceae. The record is from RefSeq and is a predicted model, not a curated record. The transcript is spliced from 5 exons. Bases 625 to 1086 code for a protein of 153 amino acids.